Messenger RNA from Scleropages formosus (Asian bonytongue), 1293 nucleotides. Its product is annotated as bile acid-CoA:amino acid N-acyltransferase-like. Gene Ontology annotation, molecular function: fatty acyl-CoA hydrolase activity. The transcript has 10 exons. The record is from RefSeq and is a predicted model, not a curated record. Gene Ontology annotation, biological process: acyl-CoA metabolic process; fatty acid metabolic process. Bases 1 to 1293 code for a protein of 430 amino acids. Lineage: Eukaryota; Metazoa; Chordata; Actinopteri; Osteoglossiformes; Osteoglossidae.
AUGUCUAGAAUACGUCCACUGCUUACAGUCCAGCCAUGCAGAGGACUUGUUGAUGAAAAGUUUCAAAUUAGUGUAAAAUAUUUACCUCCAAAACAAGAGGUUACUCUGCAUUCCCUACUUCAGUCUGAAGAUAACAAUUACUGGGAAGCCUUUGGAUACUAUGUCAGUGAUGCAAAAGGAGCAGUCAAAGUUGCAGAGGAUGCCAGUGUGGGAGGUACUUACGAGGGCAUUGAGGCCAUGGGUUUACUGUGGAGCAUGAGACCAGAACCAGGGAGCAAACCAGGACUCAGGUUGAGAAAGGAGAAUGUUGAGAGUCCAGUUGUGGUCCAGAUCUCUGUUUACAAGGGUCACCUCAGUCAGGGGUUCAGGAAGCAGGUGGCCUUAGCUUGUUCCACAGUUGAACGCUGGUACAUGGCCCCGGGUGUCCAGAGAGUCGAUGUCACAGAUCCCGAGGUCCGUGGGACCCUCUUCCUGCCUCCAGGUCCUGGACCCUUUCCAGCAGUUCUGGACAUCUGGGGAGGUAGUGGAGGGCUGGUGGAAUAUCGCUCUGCCCUCUUGGCAUCACAUGGCUUUGCUUCCAUGACACUGGAGUACAUGCCUUAUGAAGGAAGAAAGAGUGAUGUUAAUAUGGCCUAUUUUGAGAAAGCCUUCGGAUUUUUGCAAGAGCACUUCCUUGUGGAUAGCAAAAGUGUGGCGUUACUUGGUUUGUCCUUUGGGUGCAAUGUGUGUUUAUCCAUGGCUGUGUAUUCCGAAGUUGUACAGCCGAAGUGUUGUGUGUGUAUCAGUGGAACCCAUCUCUACCCUGUGAAGUCAUCCACUUUAUCUGUUCUUAAAGAACUAGAGAAACAAACGCACAAAAUUCAUGUUGAUGAGAAGAAUCGUACAAUCAUGAAAGGCAUUCUGUUACCAGUACCAACGGAUCCUAAUUUAAAAACAGAGGUUGGGAAGAUAAAGUGUCCAUUGCUUUUCAUUAUUGGGCUGGAUGAUGAGAACUGGCCUGUGGCAGAAUCUAUGGAGGACAUGCAGAAGAUGAUGGAGGAAGCUGGAAACAGCCACCUGCUGACUGCACUCUCCUACCCUGGAGCCGGUCACCUGAUUGAGAUACCGUACACCCCACACUGUCGUACCAGCAGAUAUAUUUCACCGCAACACGGGAAAAAAAUGACCUUACUGUGGGGAGGUCGCACUAAACCACAUGCGGAUGCACAGGAGCACUCCUGGGGGGAAAUCAUAGAGUUUCUGCAAAAGCAUCUUUAUUCUGGAAUGGAUCCAGAGCCAUUGUCCAGGAUGUAA